UGAAAAGGUUCACAUUAUAAAUAUAUGAAUCAACAAAUCUAAUUUGUUCAAGUUCCAUUAUAACAUUGCCGUAGUUCUUUGAAACUUUAAAGCAAACAAGAGCAACUAUUAGAAAUGGUGUCUACUUUGCAAUCAUAUGUCUAUGAAGAUUUGGAUCCAAAAAUUGAAACACAGAAUACUCAAGAAUCACACCUUUUCAUUGUUCACAUUCCUGAUGGUUUCACAAAAGGAGAUUUCGGUGCUAAAAUUGAGUAUGAUUUUGGAAGGGUGAGAAUUUUUGGUGAAAGAUCAAUUGGACCAAAUAAAAAGAUGCGUUUCAAUGAAAAGUAUCAAGUUCCAUCACAUUGUGAUAUUGGCAAUAUUAGAGGCAAGUUUGAUGGAAAAACUGUCACUAUUACAAUGCCAAAUAUUCCAGGUAAAGUUCCUCAACAAGAACAAAAACCAAUUGAAGAAAACACUUGUCAUCAAGAUCCUAAGAAAACAUACUCAAUGAUCAUCGAUAAACUCGGUGAUGGUAACGAAGAUGAUGAAAAGAAGAGUGAUAAAAAGAGCUUUGGUGAAUCAACAAAAACAAGAAUCAAAGACAUGGCUUUGUCUACAACUCAAGCUGUAACUAAUUAUGCAAAGAGGUUCCAUGAAGAAGAUAGACAAAAGCUAAUUUACACUGGUGCAACAAUUCUUGUCGUAGCGCUCGGUGUUUACGCUUCUUACAAGUAUCGUUCAUCGCGUAGAUCAUAAACAAAUUGCAUGUCUAUAAGAUUUAAUUUUUACUACCUAUAGUAUCUAUCAUAUUUGUAUCAUACUUGACAAAGAAAUCAAAAUUUAUAUUGUGAGCUUA
This is a messenger RNA of Lathyrus oleraceus (garden pea), 838 nucleotides long. Its product is annotated as inactive protein RESTRICTED TEV MOVEMENT 2. The coding region runs from base 115 to 738 and encodes 207 amino acids. The record is from RefSeq and is a predicted model, not a curated record. The transcript is spliced from 2 exons. Lineage: Eukaryota; Viridiplantae; Streptophyta; Magnoliopsida; Fabales; Fabaceae.